AUGCUGCCCGCAGCAGCACGUCGUGCUGGCUGCUCGCUCGGACACCUUGGUCUCCUGCGCGCAGGAAUAUCCACACGGCCACUCCGUACCCAACUGCGUCCAUUCCCAGAGCGCGACUUCUUCACUUCUGCUCGCGCACUCGUCGUUGGACCGAGUACGUCGCAGCCGCUACCACCGCCUCCGCGGGCCACGUUCUUGAAGCGUGCGCGCACAGUUGCUCGAUACUCGUUUUACCUGCUAGGCUCGACCGUCGUCGGCGCGGCAGUUCUCACGUCUGCGAUCUUCCUCCACGACGCGUUUACCUACACUGAUCGUCACAUUGAUGGUGUCCCGGUUUCCCCCCUUGCACUCAACCCCGAGCGCGGAGGUCCGAAGAAUCUUCCCAUUCUCCGGCGGUUGCUCAGUGACUAUGAAGACACGGACAACUCCGACUUGGUCGAGAAACCCCACCUUGUCAUCGUCGGAGGUGGCUGGGGAGCAGUAGGUAUCCUGAACACUCUGCGGCCUGGCGACUACCACGUUACGGUUGUCUCUCCUGAAACGUAUACCACAUUCACGCCACUGUUACCCUCUGCGGCAGUCGGUACUGUACAGUUGCGUUCGCUCGUAGAACCACUCCGGAAAAUCAUUGCGCGCCUACAUGGCCAUCUCGUAUAUGGUAGUGCUAUGGACCUCGUCAUGAGCGAACGUCUGCUUGAAGUGGAGGUUAAUCGCAUACAGGGGGACGGGAGCAAGGUUACUGAGCGGAUCUAUGUCCCGUAUGACAAACUGGUAAUUGCGGUCGGUUCAACGAGUAGUACGCACGGUGUUCCUGGAUUGCAGCACUGCUUCCAGUUGAAGACAAUCAAGGAUGCACGGAAAAUUAGACAACGUAUAUUAGACAAUUUCGAGACCGCCUCGCUACCAACAACCACACCCGAGGAACGAAAACGCUUAUUGAGUUUCGUCGUGUGCGGUGGUGGACCUACAGGAGUGGAAGCGGCAGCGGAGAUCUACGACUUAUGCCAGGAGGACGUGAUGAAUUAUUAUCCUAAAAUCUGCCGCGAGGAGGUUUCGAUUCACCUGAUUCAAAGCCGGGAACACAUCCUGAACACGUACUCUGAGGCAAUCUCGAGAUAUGCGGAGAAUAAGUUCCUGCAUGAUGAUAUCGAUCUCAUCACAUCCGCCCGAGUGGCGGCAGUGCACGAUGACCGUGUGGAGUAUUCGAUACGCGGGGAGGACGGAAAACGCGAGACUCGUUCCAUUCCAACAAACUUUGUGCUGUGGAGCACGGGAAUCGCAAUGAACCCAUUCACGGAGCGUGUAUCAAAUCUGCUGCCAAAUCAAGUGCACAAGAAAGCCAUUGAGACAGACGCGCAUCUACGAGUCAAAGGCGCACCGGUCGGUGAGGUGUAUGCUAUCGGUGACGCGAGCACGAUCGAGACUUCAGUGGUCAGCUACCUCUUGGAACUUGUUGAUGAAGCGGACAAGAACAAGGAUGGGAAAAUUGACUACGACGAGUGGGAGAUAAUGGUCAACCGCAUCAAGGCCCGCAUUCCUAUGGCUGAGUCGCAGCUGCAACAAGUCCGGGAACUAUUCGACCUGUACGACAAGGACGCAGAUAACAGCCUCACGCUCAACGAACUCGCGGUACUUCUACAGGAGAUUGGGAACAAGAUCACGGCAUUGCCUGCAACGGCACAAGUAGCAUCCCAGCAAGGCAAGUAUCUCGGGAAGAAGUUCACAAAGCUGGCGAAGCAGCGGGACGUUCUUAUCAUGAACGGCGUCGCGGACGGGCCAGGUGCAGACGAGGCUGUGUCGGGGCCGUUCAAAUAUUUGCACCUCGGUUCACUCGCGUACAUCGGGAAUGCGGCGGUAUUUGACCUGGGCAAGAUGAGUUUCAUGGGCGGACUCGCCGCCAUGUACGCGUGGAGGAGUGUGUACUGGAGCGAGCAGGUCAGCUCCCGGACGCGGGCGCUGCUCAUGAUAGAUUGGAUUCGGCGUAUGGGGCAGGGACCUGUCGCGACUGUAAUUCAAGCCAUGAAAAUGUACUUGCACCGCACGGGCCAUAGGGGGCUGACUUUAAGAUGGGUAUGGGCCGACGCAGGUUCUCAUGCCCAUUUUUCGACUGGUCGUUAG
Molecule: messenger RNA, 2118 nt
Organism: Fibroporia radiculosa
Lineage: Eukaryota; Fungi; Basidiomycota; Agaricomycetes; Polyporales; Fibroporiaceae
Exons: 17
Coding region: 1-2118 (705 amino acids)
Molecular function (GO): calcium ion binding; NADH dehydrogenase activity
Source: RefSeq, a predicted model, not a curated record